This is a messenger RNA of Cucurbitaria berberidis CBS 394.84, 324 nucleotides long. RefSeq lists its product as uncharacterized. Bases 1 to 324 code for a protein of 107 amino acids. The record is from RefSeq and is a predicted model, not a curated record. NCBI's taxonomy places the organism in Eukaryota, Fungi, Ascomycota, Dothideomycetes, Pleosporales, Cucurbitariaceae. The transcript is spliced from 2 exons.
AUGGCUGCACUGAUUGCGGUUGGUAUCGGACUCGGUGCUGAGAAGUUGGGACGUAAGAUCUCUGAGAAAAGAUUGGAGAAGAAGGAGAAGAAAAGUGCUGCGGAACGCGAGGCCAUCUAUGGUACCGCAGAGUCUUCGACAGCGGGUGCAGUCCAGAAUAGGCGCGAAAGUAGGAGCGAGAGAAAGUCUAGGAAGAGUGAAGAAGCACGGCAUGAGCAAGAGCAAGUCAGUCGAAGGAGAAGUGUGAGUGAAGAAAGAGUUAGCGACGAAGAACCUCCGCCGCGGUAUGAGGAUGUUGUACGACAGGACGCCAGACGAGUCUAG